This is a messenger RNA of Anisakis simplex (herring worm), 855 nucleotides long. The record is from the annotation of a GenBank genome assembly. NCBI's taxonomy places the organism in Eukaryota, Metazoa, Nematoda, Chromadorea, Rhabditida, Anisakidae.
AUGUCGCCUAUGCCAGAAUUCCAAGAUACCGAAUCGUCCACUGAUGAUGACUACGAAGAGUCGAUCAACAAUCGUGAUAAUCUGGUCAAAUCUUGGAUGUGUUCGAGAAGAUUCAUUGUGCGAUUUUGGAAGGCUUGGGAAAGUGACUACCUGUUGAGCCUUCGAGAACGAACUCAGCGAGAUCAUAAAUCAGGCAAACUGAUCAAUCGAAGAUUACCGCGGCUGGGAGAGGUAGUAAUUAUCCAUGAAGAAGCAAAACCUCGACCGUUAUGGCGACUGGGUAUGAUCAACAAACUCAACAAAGGGAAAGAUGGAAAUAUCCGUUCUGCCGAGUUAAACUGCGGACCAAACAAAAGCUUAUCGCGCCCACUCAAUCUCCUCUACCCUCUGGAAAUCGACGAAGAAGACGCUAUCCUCGCCAGAACAAAAGCCGUUUGUGAACAAUCUUCGGAACGCGAUAGAGACCAAAAGCAGCCCAACAGCGACAAAACCGAAUGCAAAGGGCCCCUGACUCGAUCAAGAAAAAGAGCACUCGACCUUGGCUCUACAGUAUUUACAUGUCUUACGUUGUUAUCCCUAAUUAUGUCAACUAACGCGUUCACAUCAACAACUACAUGCAAAGAACCAAAAAAAGGUAUAUCUGUGCACUUUCCUACUAUACGGGAUUGCCGUAUCAUGGAACAACACCAGAGAAGCGCCUGGACGAAAGCAGCCGUUUACACGAGGAAAUACGUGACAACUGCAGCCUGUUCAUGCGAAAUUGGCAAUAAUGUAAACAUUUAUGAACGAAAUCGUUCAUAUGUAUUAAUCUGUGUAUCAAUCAAUCUAAACGUAUCAAUCUGUGUAUCAAUCUGA